Molecule: messenger RNA, 1059 nt
Organism: Vigna angularis (adzuki bean)
Lineage: Eukaryota; Viridiplantae; Streptophyta; Magnoliopsida; Fabales; Fabaceae
Product: G-type lectin S-receptor-like serine/threonine-protein kinase At1g34300
Exons: 1
Coding region: 1-1059 (352 amino acids)
Biological process (GO): protein phosphorylation
Molecular function (GO): protein kinase activity; ATP binding
Source: RefSeq, a predicted model, not a curated record
AUGGAAAGAGAAAAGCCAAUCAGGUUUACUGGUGAGCUGCUAAGGGUUGCAACAGAUAAUUAUUCUACAUCAUUGGGGUCAGGAGGUUUUGGAGAAGUUUAUAAAGGAAAUUUAAGGGACGGAACAACAGUGGCUGUGAAGGUUCUGCGUGCAAAUUCUGAUAAGAGAAUUAAGGAACAGUUUAUGGCAGAAGUGGGUACAAUUGGAAAAGUUCACCAUUUCAACCUUGUUAAGUUGUAUGGAUUUUGCUUUGAGAAAGACCUGAUAGCACUGGUUUAUGAGUAUAUGAGGAAUGGAUCUCUUGACAAGUAUCUGUUUCACGAAAACAAGACUCUAGGAUACGAAAAGCUUCAUGAGAUUGCAGUUGGAACAGCCAGAGGCAUUGCAUACUUGCAUGAAGAUUGUGAACACAGAAUAGUCCACUAUGACAUAAAACCUGGAAAUAUUCUGUUGGACAAGAACUUCAAUCCAAAAGUAGCUGAUUUUGGAUUAGCUAAACUCUGCAACAGGGACAAUACUCAUAUAACAAUGACAGGAGGAAGGGGGACUCCUGGUUAUGCUGCACCUGAGCUUUGGAUGCCAUUUCCUGUGACUCACAAGUGUGAUGUUUAUAGCUUUGGAAUGCUGUUAUUCGAAAUCUUUGGCAGGAGAAGAAACCUUGACAUUAACCUUCCCCAAAGCGAAGAGUGGUUUCCAGUAUUGGCUUGGAAAAGAUUUGAGGCUGGAGAAUUGGAAGUGUUAAUGAAUGCUUGUAAGAUUGAGGAGAGGCAUAAGAAAAUGGCAGAAAGAAUGGUGAAGGUAGCUUUGUUUUGUGUUCAGUAUAGGCCAGAAACAAGGCCAAUUAUGAGUGAUGUGGUGAAAAUGUUGGAAGGUUCAGUAGAAAUUUCUAAACCAUGUAACCCGUUUCAGCACAUGAUAGAAGGAACUUUUAGGGGUAAUUAUUCUGUCCAUGCAUCCGGAACUGAUGUAAAUACAAGUAUCACUACCAGUUCUUCUUUCAUGGUAACUGAACCAGGCAUUGUAUAUGACAUUCCAGACAUUGAAUUGGCCUCUACCUGA